AUGGGCCUUCCGACAAACCAUACACCGGAGUCUGUCGCUGACUAUAUCAUACGCAUUCUCCACACUUGUGAAAACACACCGUACAUCGGCGAGUCAAUUUCCCAGCUCCAACAUUCCCUCCAAUGUGCCGCACAGGCUGCCUCAGCAGUUCCACCUGUGGACGAGGAAACACAGGUUGCUGCCCUGCUCCACGAUAUCGGGCAGUAUGCACCGGCCAAAGAUCUUCGCGAGCUUGCUGGCGCCAGUACCAUCCAAAAUCUAGGAGGCCAGCCGGCAGGCCAAAGUGUGGGACGGGUUGGACACGAGGUCCUGGGAGGUCGAUUUCUCCUGGCACUCGGGUUCUCGCAGAAGGUGGCUCGCCUCGUGGAAUCCCACGUCGCAGCCAAGCGUUACUUAUGCGCGGUCGAUCACAGCUACAUGGACAAGCUAUCUGAUGCGAGCAAGAGGAGCCUUGCCUACCAAGGAGGUCCGAUGAACGAUGACGAGCGGGACACGUUCGGUGCUGAGAAGUGGUGCCAAGAGAUGUGCCAGCUGAGGCGCUGGGACGAUGAGGCCAAGAUCGAGGGCCUGGAGGUCAGGAAUCUUGAGAGCUGGAGACCCAUACUUUCGCGACAGUUGCAAAAGAAUAUGGGAAAAACUUGA
Sporothrix brasiliensis 5110 is the source of this 642-nucleotide messenger RNA. RefSeq lists its product as uncharacterized. Bases 1 to 642 code for a protein of 213 amino acids. NCBI's taxonomy places the organism in Eukaryota, Fungi, Ascomycota, Sordariomycetes, Ophiostomatales, Ophiostomataceae. The transcript has a single exon. The record is from RefSeq and is a predicted model, not a curated record.